This is a messenger RNA of Epinephelus lanceolatus (giant grouper), 1420 nucleotides long. NCBI's taxonomy places the organism in Eukaryota, Metazoa, Chordata, Actinopteri, Perciformes, Serranidae. The record is from RefSeq and is a predicted model, not a curated record.
CUUGGAGCACCCUGAGGACUCAAGCACACAGGAAUUCUGCUCAGAAAACAACGUUUGUCAAAGGACCAUGAGAUUGUCUGUAAUCCUUCUGCUUCUCCAACUGUGGGGGAAUGUGGAAAUGUCUUCAUCACAGAAUGCAUGUUCGAAGCUUCCAGAUGUUCCUCACGCCCAGGUGUCAGAUCAGCAACAGCAGUACCAAGAAGGAGACCUGAUACAGUUCACUUGUAAACCUGGUUAUACUGCAUCAGUUCCAGCCAUGAAAUAUUUAUGCAUGCGUGAGGGCUGGCGGGCAGUUCGUCAAGGAACAUGCUACUUUUCAGGUCCAAACUGUACCCCCCCACCUGCAGAUGCAGGUGUGAUAGUAAAAGGUUUACCAGAAAAUGACGAUCCCAUACUUCCUGACAUCCUUCUCACAUUCAGCUGUGAUGAUCCUGGGAAAUAUCUGAAUGGCAGUUCAGUGCUGACAUGUGGUAAAGACGGACAGUGGGAUAAUCCAUUCCCCUCUUGUGAAGACAUCACUUGUGAGGCUGGCGUGAUGCUCCCUCAUCUCAUUGUAGCUGGACUACCACCAGCAAAUGAAACAAUGAAGAUUGGACAUAAAUUACAGUUUAGCUGUGAUGAUCAAUAUACAAUGGAGGGGUCUGCAGAAAGUGAAUGUGUCCAAACUGGGCAGUGGAGUGCAGCCUUUCCAACUUGCGCUGAAAAUUGCAAAGUCACAGGUGUAUCAGGCAGCGUUCUCCUCAUCGAACGUGUACGAGUAAAUCAACUAAGAAAAGGAGAAAAGUUAACCUUUCAGUGCAGGAGGCGUGGAGACUUUCUUCAAGGGAAAGCAGUGGUCACAUGUUUAGCAGAUGGACAGUGGAGUGAUCCCUUCCCAACAUGCGGAGCUCCUUUGGGUUGUGGUAAACCACCAUCACUUCUAGAUGGAGACAUCAAGACAUCUCUUCAGUUCCAGUACAGACAUAAUGACAGGGUUGAAUACAUCUGUGAGAAUUUCUACACUAUGGAGGGUCAGCCUUACAAAACCUGCAUCAAUGGUGAAUGGACUGGACAGAUGAGAUGCCUCAAACCCUGCACUGUGGACAGAGACGCCAUGAACGUACAUAAUAUUGCCUUCAGAUUUAUAUAUGACGAUAAGCUGUAUUCAGCCCAUAAUGAUGAAAUCGAGUUCAUGUGUACAAGACGAAGAACACUUGUUGGUAGAUAUGGCCUGCGUCAGAAGUGUGUUGAUGGUGUGAUGCACCUUCCCACUUGCCAGUAAAGCUUUUUAGUCAACUGGAUAUGAUAAACAUGAGCUGGCUGGACAAACAUGUAAAUGAUUAAUCAAAGUAAAUAGUUAGACCAGUGAUGUUCUCCUGAUGCAGUGUCUAUACUUUAGUGCUGUGUGUGGUCAUUUUAAUAAAACAUAUAUCUUCCCUCA